This is a messenger RNA of Spinacia oleracea (spinach), 3128 nucleotides long. Its product is annotated as multiple organellar RNA editing factor 8, chloroplastic/mitochondrial-like. The transcript has 4 exons. Gene Ontology annotation, cellular component: mitochondrion. Bases 504 to 2543 code for a protein of 679 amino acids. Gene Ontology annotation, biological process: cytidine to uridine editing; mitochondrial mRNA modification. Lineage: Eukaryota; Viridiplantae; Streptophyta; Magnoliopsida; Caryophyllales; Amaranthaceae. The record is from RefSeq and is a predicted model, not a curated record.
UCGUUCCCCUUGUCCUUGUGGAUAAGUUGGGUUUAGUUGAAAUAUAAUCAAGCGAGCUUUCUCGUGAAAAAAACAACAUUGAUGUCUUGUAUGUAUUUCCGAAAGAUUUUUUUUGUCAUUUAACAGCUUUUAAAAAAUAAUUUUAAAAUUUAACACCUUAUUUAAUUUUUUAUUUUUAAAAUAUUUAAAUACAAUAGAAUUAAGUAAUGUGUUAAAUUACAAAAGUUGGUUUUUUUUAAGGGUGUUAAAUGUCAAAUAAAUCAAUUUCCGAAUGUACAAUGGGAAUUAGAUUUUAUUGGAUUGGGCCUUUUAUGUUCUUUCCUCAAAUCAGCCCAAUACUACUCAUGAACUCCCAAAUAAAAAUGACCAAUCCCAAACCCGUAAACCAUCGAUUCCUUCUUCAGUUCUUCCUCAACCUCCAGGUUUAUGCAGGGUUUUAGCCGGGUGACGAGAGGGAGAGAACGUGAGAAGUAGAGGACUAGAGGGAGAAGGAAGAAGCAACAAUGGCGAUUUACGCUCACAGACGACUUAUUUUCUCUCUUCGUCAACCAUUUCAAUCCAAUUUCAAUUAUAUUUACUCAAUUUAUCGCCCCUAUUCACCUUCUCUUCAUUUUCGAUCAUCUUCAUUUUCUUCAACCUCAGCUCUUCGGAAAUCCCUGUCAUCUUUCAAUUUGUCUCAAUUGAAACAUGACUUUAACUUCAGAGGCAGCUUCAAUGGAGGCGUUCGAAGCUUCGCUACUCGAUUAUCUGAGUCAUCUUCUAGAAACAAUGGACCGCCUAAAGAGACGAUUAUGCUGGAAGGUUGCGAUUUCGAGCAUUGGCUUGUUGUUGUAGAAAAUCCUGAUCCGCAGCUCACUCGCGAUGAUAUCAUUGAUGGUUAUAUCAAAACCCUAGCUCAGAUUAUUGGAAGUGAAGAAGAAGCCAGAAUGAAGAUUUAUGCCGUUUCUACACGCCAUUACUUUGCUUUUAGUGCUUUAAUUUCAGAGGAGCUCAGUUAUAAGCUCAAAGAGCUGCCAAAUGUUAAAUGGGUUCUCCCAGAUUCUUACAUGGAUGUUAAGAACAAAACCUAUGCUGGAGAGCCUUUCAUCAAUGGGCAGCCAGUUCCAUAUGACCCAAAAUAUCAUGAGAUAUGGGUUCGAAACCAUGCUGAAUCCCAGAGAAAUAAAAACAGAAGUUCGAGAAGGCCAAGGGAUCCAAACUCGCGAUCAAGAUCACCCACAUCUGUAUCUGCACGUGACAAUUCGAAUCAAAACUGGAUAUCUGAGCCUAAUCCUCAAAAUCAGGCCCUACAGACACAGACAUCAAACAGGCAUAACCAGACUUCUCAGCCUUCAUCUUUAUCAGGUCCUGGUAAUCACCAGCAGAACCAGAUAUCUUCUGUUGAUUCUUUAAAUGAAGCUGCACGUUCAUCUCAAUUGCAGAUGCCUCCCCGCUGGCAAAGCCAAGUUCAGAAUCAAGCUCCGCCAACCUAUUCACAAAACCAGGCCCCUCCAACCUAUUCUCAGAAUCAGGCUCCUCUAGCAUAUUCUCAGAAUCAGGCUCCUCCAACCUAUGCCCAGAAUAAAGCUCCUCUUACUUAUGCUCAGAAUCAUCAAGCUCCUUCAACCUAUGCUCAGAAUCAUCAAGCUCCUCCAACCUAUGCUCAGAAUCAGCAAGCUCCUCCGACCUAUUUUCAGAAUCAGCAAGCUCCUCCAACCUAUUCUCAGAACCAUCAAACUCCUUCAAUCUACCCUCAGAACCAGGCUCUUCAACCUUCCCUCGUGCAUAACCAUUCUAUGCCCACGACCCCACCUCCUCCACUUCAGCAUUCUGGUUCAAUGAAUCGAAACUCACACGGCUGGGGCGGCCAAAGCCAUAGCUGGGCACCUCCAGAAGGAUCUACAAAUCAAGCCCGUCAUCCAUCUCACAUGCUGAACCAAACACCUCCAAGGUCGUCCGCAUCGAACUCGUAUGAUCCAGCAAAUGUUCAGAGCCAGAGUCAGAAGACUGCCACUAGAUACCAAAGUCACCCUCCACAACCCCCAAGCCCAGAACCUUCAAAUCUUGCAAGUAAAAAUCCGUAUCUAGUGGCAUUGAAGGGGUUAUGUGUUGAAGGAGAAUACCAAAGUCGGUCAUCCCAACCCCAAACUUCGAACAGUUACAUGAACGACAAUAUCUCACCUUCAGCUCCAGCUGGCGACAUGCCGAACACAAACUUCUAUGGAGGAAGCAUGCCAUCAAAUGUUCAACAGAACAAUUACCCAUUCAGGGAUAUUCCGCGUCAUGCUCAAAGUGUCGGUUCCUCAAACGGUCAUCCUUCACAGUCUUUGCAACAGCAACAAUAUCAGGACAGUCACAGAACUUACAGAGACAUGCCAAGUUCGACGUCAAUGGUUCCUCCAGCUCCUGCAAGGGACAUGCCCUCUCACAUGUGGAACCCGAAUCUCCCUAGAUGGGAUGUUCCAGCUGAUGUUCAGCAGAAUGGUUACUCCGGAAAUAUAUCACAUGUGCAAAAUGGCGGAGCACAUACUGGCCGCUAUCCACCACAUACAUUUCAAGAUUAGCAGUACGAGAACACCUCUAGAGACCUCCAAUAUACAAACGAGACAGCAUCACCUCAAAAAUGGAACCACCUGAGCAUAACCCCAUCGAUGCAGAACAGCGUCCUCCAAUAUGUAAGUGUGACAGCAUGACCUCAAAAAUGGAACCAGCUGAGCAUAACCCCUUUGACGAAGAACAGUGUCAGCCCUAACAUCCUGGUGCAGAGUCAUCAGUACCAUGGUAAAGAUAUACCAGGGCAAUUUCAACAUAACAUGGGACUAUGGAGACCAUGCAGACAAAAGACCACCAGGAGCGCGAGAGUCCUACCGGUAUGCAUCAAAAUGAUGGAUAAUUUUGUGACAAAUACAAAGUCAUAUAAAUACUUGCAUAUGAUAUGAAGUUUUGUAUAAAAGGUGUAUCUCCAUUGAUGCUUUACUAAUUAAGCUGCUUUGGUUAUCACUCAUAACAGUCAUAAAUACUGUUACAUCUUAGAAGUAGGGGAAAAGGGGGGAGGGAAACCUGUCAAGAAUGCGGAAUUAGACAGAAUGACCGAAAGACAUAAUGCCUUCAAGUUGGCGAUUUUCUGUAGUAAAGUUUACUUCCUAUGA